This is a messenger RNA of Corylus avellana, 864 nucleotides long. RefSeq lists its product as uncharacterized. Gene Ontology annotation, cellular component: nucleolus. Lineage: Eukaryota; Viridiplantae; Streptophyta; Magnoliopsida; Fagales; Betulaceae. The record is from RefSeq and is a predicted model, not a curated record.
GUCUACGGACCUGACCUCACCCGGCGCAAUAUCACCAGCCCAUUUUGCCAAAGCAAUAUAUAAAUAGAAAAGCCUUCCCACCGCCUCAUUCUGCAAACGAAAACCCCUAAAACCCAGUCAUGGCGUGCACAAUCGAUUUUCGGUGCCUCGACGAGGGCUUCGGAGGCAAGACCUACAAGCGGAAGCGAGAGGAAUCCCAGAAUCUGAUCAAUGAAGCUGCGGCCCCCAUGGAGGUAGAAGAGGAGGCGGAUACGUGUCCACCUGCGGCGAAGAGAUGGGCGGUUGCGUCGGCGGAGAACCCGGACAAGCCUAGCUAUAACGUGGUGAUAUCCGGGACAGUCUCCGGCCGGAAGUGGAAGCAGGCGAGGAAGCAGAGAGCGUCGGCAUCGAAGGUGAGCCUGAAGGGCACGAACUUCGAGGAAAGGGACAAGCAGAAGGAGAUAAAGAAGGCGUACAAGGAGAGAAUAACGGAGCUGAAGGAGGCGAUAAGGCAGAACAAGGUGGAGAAGAGGAAGAAGAGGCAGGAGAGGGAGAAGAAGAAGAAGGAGAACAUUCUGAGGUCCGGAACCAAACUCCAGAAGAUCACCAAUCCCAAGACAUUGAAGAAGAUCGCCAAAUCCAAGCAGAGGAAGCUCCUCAAGGUUGUUCCCGACGAUAUACUCAACAAGAGCAAGAGCAAGAACCAGUAGUCACUUUUUUUAAGCUUAAUUAUGAUUUUGUUUGAAAAUCUUGCAUUUGCUCUUCUCUUGUGAUGAACGAAGAACUCGACCAAAUAUUAUGCUAAUACGUACGGAGAUGAAAGGCUCAAUCUUUAUAUGCAAAUCUGGGAAGGAAUCAAAAACAAAAUAAACAUUGAAUAUUCAA